AUGCUCAACUGUCACCCUGUUGCUACUCCUGUUGACACGAAGGCCAAGGUUUCUGGUCUUGAGGGCUCGCCAGCGUCGGAUGCUCCCUUUUACCGGUCCAUUGUUGGUGCUCUUCAGUAUCUGACUCUCACCCGACCAGAUCUACAGUAUGCAGUUCAACAGGUGUGUCUCCACAUGCACGCCCCUCGUGACUCCCAUUGGACUCUCGUGAAGCGGAUCCUCCGUUACAUUCGUGGCACGAUGACUCUUGGGCUCACCCUCACGGCGUCCGCUUCUCUAGAGAUGGUGGCCUACUCCGACGCAGACUGGGUUGGCUGCCUCGACACCCGUCGGUCCACCUCCGGCUACUGCGUUUACCUCGGUCCUUCACUCGUCUCGUGGUCGUCCAAGCGACAACCCACCGUAUCGCGCUCCAGCGCGGACGCUGAGUACCGAGCUGUGGCUAACGCUGUUGUCGAGUGCACCUGGCUACGACAGUUACUUUAG
Messenger RNA from Aegilops tauschii subsp. strangulata, 486 nucleotides. NCBI's taxonomy places the organism in Eukaryota, Viridiplantae, Streptophyta, Magnoliopsida, Poales, Poaceae. The record is from RefSeq and is a predicted model, not a curated record.